UUUGCUUUGUUUUUAUUUAUGUUCACAAAUCUUUCAAAACGGUUCAAAAGUUUAUCGCAAAAGAUUGCAAGCAAUGUGUUAGAUUAAUAUUAAAUUUAUUAAUAUUUUUUAAUUUGAUCGAAUAGUUUCGAAAUAUGUGUAAAUAGAUAAUAGAAUAAUAAGAAAUUUGACCUAUAGGAUUGCAUUUCACCAUUCUCCACAGAAAACAUUUCUGCGCCCAUUCCAUUAAGUUUCUUUGUUCCUGCUAACAUUCCGAUAGAAUUCAAACAAAUGAAACAUUCCUACGUUUGCAAUCUAAGUGAAUCAUGCUAUGAGCAUGCCGAAAAGAACCUCGGUGAAACAACAAUUGCGAGAAAUGAAGGGCUUACGACACUGAUUCAAUGGAUAGAGACGGAACAACCAACCCUCCGGAUGCAUACAGAUCUUAAAUAUUUGAUAUAUUUCCUACGCACUACCAAAUACGAUGUGGAAAAGGCCAAGAAAAAAAUGUUGAUGUAUUACAGAAUCAGAUCAACGCGUAUCGAAUGGUUCCAAAACAGGGAUCCCUUUCUACCAGAAAUUCAGGAACUACUCGAUAUCGGCGUUUUCCUGCCACUAAGACAGAAAGACAUUCAUAAUCGUCAGGUCGUGAUCAUACGAACUGCGGCACAUAAUCCAAAAUACCACUCGCAGGACAAUGUAUUCAAGGUGGACAAAAUGGUGCUAGAUUUGCUGCUUCAUCUGGACGAAACAAUCUCCAUCUACGGAAUUGUCGCAGUAUUCGACAUGAAAAACGUUACGCUGAAUCAUGCAUUGCAAUUGCCGCCAUCGCUAGUAAAACGAACGGUUGAGAGCUGGGAAAAUUAUCCUUGUCGACCCCAACUAUUGGAGUUUGUAAAUGCUCCAAUUCACGUGAACUUCGUAUUGAAUGUAUUCAGGAGUUUCAUGAGCACCAAAAUGAAAUCACGUGUGAAAGUUUCGAGGCGAGGAACUCACGUUGGCUCUUUGGUAAACUUACCCCUCGAAUUAGGAGGAACCGGGGAUACAUAUCACGAUCUCACUGUGUACUGGAAAAGGAAAAUGCAAGAGCAUGCUUUUUGGUUUGCAGAAGCCGAAAGAAAUGAAAUGCUAUCAUCGUGACAAACGCUCGUUGUAAAUACAAUUGAAUUAUUAAUCAAUAAACUUGUGAAGGUA
This is a messenger RNA of Armigeres subalbatus, 1173 nucleotides long. RefSeq names its product retinol-binding protein pinta (gene pinta). NCBI's taxonomy places the organism in Eukaryota, Metazoa, Arthropoda, Insecta, Diptera, Culicidae. The coding region runs from base 271 to 1119 and encodes 282 amino acids. The transcript has 4 exons. The record is from RefSeq and is a predicted model, not a curated record. Gene Ontology annotation, molecular function: phosphatidylinositol bisphosphate binding. Gene Ontology annotation, cellular component: membrane.